This is a messenger RNA of Thlaspi arvense, 624 nucleotides long. NCBI's taxonomy places the organism in Eukaryota, Viridiplantae, Streptophyta, Magnoliopsida, Brassicales, Brassicaceae. The record is from the annotation of a GenBank genome assembly.
AUGGCGAUUGCCGUGACGGUGGCGGCGACCGUGGAGACCGUAGCUCAGGCGGAGCAGGGUGCUACAAUUGUGGCGAUUCCGGUCACUUUGCUAGGGAUUGCGUUCAGAAAUCAAGUGGAAACGUUGGUGGUGAACGUAGAGGUGCAGGAGGAGAAGGGUGCUACACUUGCGGUGACACCGGUCACUUUGCUAGGGAUUGCGUUCAGAAAUUGGGUGGAAACGUCGGAAGCGGCGGUGACCGUGGGAGUGGCGUUGGAGCGUGCUAUACAUGCGGCGGAGUUGGUCACAUGGCCAGAGAUUGUGCGACUAAGAGACAGCCUGGUGCUUGUUACGAGUGUGGUGGUGCUGGUCACCUGGCUCGUGAUUGUGACAGGAGAGGAAGCGGUGGAGGCCGUGGAAACGCCGGUGGAGGUGGCGGCAAGUGCUACAAGUGCGGCGAAGGAGGUCACUUUGCAAGAGAAUGCUCUGUUGCUUGAUUGCUUCCCUAAUCAACAAACAAAAGGAUGGAAAACGAAUUCGAAGGACCAAUUAUUGGAUACUGACAAGGUUCCUUGUGGUUCUUGUCUGAAACAGAAUCUCGUGGAUGAGUUACCUGCUUUGUACAGUCACGGCCAACUAGAUUAA